Camellia sinensis is the source of this 1590-nucleotide messenger RNA. The record is from RefSeq and is a predicted model, not a curated record. NCBI's taxonomy places the organism in Eukaryota, Viridiplantae, Streptophyta, Magnoliopsida, Ericales, Theaceae.
AUGGCCUUUAUGGGCUUAUACAUGUCAGUACUAAACAUGCUUCCUUCUUUACUAGAGUUGCAUUUGUCAUAUUGUGGACUUGAUAAUAGUCAUUUAUCUCAAAUGUAUGUGAACUCUACAGUUUCUAAUGUUCAGUACCUAGACCUUGGUCGUAAUUCAUUUGAAGGUGAAUUUCUGAGUCGCCUCAGUAACAUGACUUCUUUAAGAUUCCUUGAUCUUUCGUUCAAUUAUUUUAAUUCUUCUAUUCCUCUGUAUCUCGAAAACCUUAAGAGCCUUGAACAUCUCAAUCUUGGCUCCAAUCAAUUUAACCACACUGGUGGGUUUCUGAGGCUCUUGUCGAAUCACUGUAGCUUGAAAUCAUUUGAUAUGAGUCAAAACCAAAUCCACGGACAGGAGACGUCCAUACUUGACAAAAAUUUAUCUAGAUGCACCACGUAUGAUUUAGAGACAUUGAUUUUAAGUGGUGAUGGAUUCACCAGUCAUUUAUCGAAUUGGCUGGGACAACUUAAGCAUCUGAAAGAUCUUGAUCUUUCAGGGAACUUGUCAACCUUGGGAGUUUUAGAUCUUUCUUCCAAUCAGUUAAAUGAGACCAUUCCUAUUUCUAUUGGACAACUAUCAAACCUCAAGAUCUUAUAUCUUUCUUCUAAUUCCCUAGAAGGUGUAGUCUCUGAAGCUCAUUUUGCCAACCUCUCAAUGUUAGAAGAAUUGAAGAUAGGAACCCUACCUGAAUGGCUUCAUGACAUGAAUCUCUUGGUAUUGGGUCUCCCUAACAACCAUAUCAGUGAACCAAUUCCAAACCUUCCUUCCACUUUAUUCAUAGUUGAUCUCUCCAAUAACUUCAUUUCAGGACCUCUUCCUCAAAAUAUUGGAGAUAUGGUCACUUUGUCAUCUUUGUAUAUGGUUGGUAAUUUGAUAAAUAGUUCUAUUCCAAAGUCAUUCUGCAAAAUUCUAAAUUUGGUAUUGCUCGAUCUUUCCAAAAAUAUGUUAUUUGGAAAUCUUCCUCAUUGUUUGGGGGAACUCUCCAACCUAUACAUUUUGAAAUUUUCAUCCAGUAAGCUUUCAGGGGUUAUUCCAAACUCUAUUGGACAUUUGACUACUCUCAGAGGGUUACAUUUGAACAACAAUAGUCAUCAUGGAGAGUUUCCUUCCGCUUUGAGAAAUUGCAGAAGUUUAGCAAAUUUGGAUCUUGGUGAGAAUGGAUUCAAUGGAAACAUACCUAGAUGGAUUGGAGAAUUGAAAGACUUGGCCAUUUUGAGAUUGCAUAAGAAUAUGUUCACUGGCAGUAUUCCAUCGCAGUUAUGCCAACUGCCUCAACUCCAAAUCAUGGACCUUGUAGAUAAUAAUUUAAAAGGAACCAUCCCUCAUUGUUUUGGCAAUCUCAAUGGCAAGAUUUUGAAUGAAAAUGGUAUACAAUAUAAUUUAGGAGGAUGGUUGUUUGAAAGCAUAAAGCAAGUCCUAAAAGGAAAUGAAUUUGAAUACACCAUUGCACUAUUGUGUGCCGUUAACAUGGACCUUUCAAGGAAUAAUCUGAUUGGAAUGAUCCCUGAAGAACUAACGCUUCUUUCUGGUUUGAUUAGGCUUAAUUUAUAA